AUGGUUGGCGUCAAAAGCGAGGUGGGCCAAUCAAGAUUUGGACCGAUACGAUCAGAAGAGAUUUUGAACAUUGAUGGUGUUGCUUUGUUGAUGCUGUCUGAGAAAGAUUUACGAGAAAAACCAAUGGAAAUGCAAUGUGUUGGUGAUAUUAAACGUCUAUCGCUUGCUAUAUCGAAUAUUAGAAAUCGUUAUCAGUCAGUUUUCCAUGAGUAUUCUUUUGAUAACCCAGUCUGGGACGAUGACAUUGGCAAUCUUCAAAUUUGUGGUUUCAAUAAAAGUGAUGAAAGGGAUGAAAUGAUUGGACAUAAGUUGUUAAGUAAAGAAGAAAUUAUUCGAAAGGUUGAAAGUCCUGAUACAGAAAAGAAAUCUUUAUUCAAACUUGGCAUCGCGCUAUCCUAUUGUGCACUUUCUCUCUUGAUAGCAGCUUUUGUAAUGGUCUAUGUUCACGAUCGGGUACCUGACAUGGAUCAUUAUCCUCCGCUUCCUGACCUUCUUCUCGAUAGCAUACCGAAGAUUUCGUGGGGAUUUCAAGUAUGUGAAAUAAUUGCGAUUAUUCUAUUCGCACUUUGGUUUAUGAUCUUAUUUUUUCAUAAACAUAGGAAUCGUUAUAGAGUUGUUAUAAUGCGCCGUAUGUUCUCUCUUGUUGGCACGGUUUUUUUACUUCGUUCUGUGACAAUGGUGAUAACAUCAUUGUCCGUUCCUGGUGAUCAUGUUGAAUGUCGUCGACAUACUGCUAAUAACACAAUUAACGGCUCGGCGUCUGAUAAUGAUAUCGCUUCAGUCCAGGUAUUUACUUUUAAAAAAAAUUGUGAAAUCCUGACAUCUCAGUUAUUACGUGCUUAUCAUAUAUGGUCAGGUUUGGGUAUGUCAAUUCAAGGUGUUCGAACGUGUGGUGAUUAUAUGUUUAGUGGUCAUACAACCACGGUGACAUUACUGAACCAUUUCAUUACUGAAUACACGCCGGAUAAUUGGUAUGGUUUACAUACGGCAACAUGGGUUUUAAAUCUAUUUGCGAUAUUUUUUAUAUUAGCUGCACAUGAGCAUUACAGUAUUGACGUAUUUAUCGCAUUUUAUAUCUCAUCAAGAAUGUUUCUUUAUUAUCAUGCAUACGCUUACCAUCAUUAUAACGUUACGAAAAAAGAUGGGCGAAUGAGAAUUUGGUUCCCACUUGGAUGGUUAGUUUAG
Molecule: messenger RNA, 1185 nt
Organism: Dracunculus medinensis (Guinea worm)
Lineage: Eukaryota; Metazoa; Nematoda; Chromadorea; Rhabditida; Dracunculidae
Source: the annotation of a GenBank genome assembly